Molecule: messenger RNA, 5621 nt
Organism: Formica exsecta
Lineage: Eukaryota; Metazoa; Arthropoda; Insecta; Hymenoptera; Formicidae
Gene: plx
Product: TBC1 domain family member 1
Exons: 15
Coding region: 466-4320 (1284 amino acids)
Source: RefSeq, a predicted model, not a curated record
UUCUAAUUUAUUUUAUUGGAAUCAAACUUUUACAUGAUCGUACGCUUACAUAUUCUCGAACAGAUUGUUUUACACGUUCCUGAAAUCAUAGUACAUUCUAUUGACAUUUUUCGCGAUACCUUUGUUACAUUGCUAUUAUUAAUUUUUGCUAACUUUUGAAAAAUUUAACUAUCAGAAACAAUUGAGACUAUCAAAGACUAAAGUGGUACUGCGAAAAAAAGAUUUCCAACAGAAAGAUAACGCGAACACAUAUCUCGAAGAUCCUCAUUUCAAAAACUGAUUCGUUUCCGUGACUGCGGUCAAUGACAUCUCGACAACCAACUGUGAAGAUUAUGCUGUUUCAUUUGUUGAAAAAAGAUACAGAUAACUGAGUAUAUAAUAAAGUGUGUAAAUCAAUCCUACGAAGUUAGUAAAAUAAGUUUUUAAAAAUUCAUAUCUCGUGAGACGAAAGCUUCAAAAAUUAAGAUGAUAACAGUACCGAUAUCAGCCUCCAGUCCCUAUGUGAAGGUCACAUCCUACAGUGACACCAGCACAAUUGUCAAAAAACCCUUGAUUCAACAAUUUUUAAAAGACAUGAAGGAACAUUCGGCAGCCCAGCGAAUGGAGAGAGAUAAGGAUUUGCCGCAGCGAUCACAAAGCAGCGCGGCUAGUCUGACGUCUAUAGGUGCCGAUAUAUCUCCCAGUUCUUCCCAAUUUUUCGAGGUAUUCUACGUUGGCAAAAUUAAAGUAUCACAUCCAAAAGUACCGGAAUCUUUCAUUGAUGAUGCUUUAAUAAAGUUUCGCCUUCAUGGACUCGAAAAAUCCAGGUCUUCGACGAGCAAUAUUCUGUCAGAUUGUCAACGGUUGAAACGCCAAGCUUUGAUGUCUUCCAUUAAUAGAAGAAAUAGUACGGAAUCUACCGCUAGUGAAUCAGGCAGUAUCGAGAACAUGUCGGGAAACAAUAUAAGUCCAAACGUGAAUCCGUUUGGAGUUCCGCCAGUUUUAAGCAGCUCCGUGGAAACUUUUCCAAAAACAACCGCCAAUACCGUAGAAAAUGACGGUCGUGAUGGAAAUCAAAUGUCCGAAUCUUCCCCUAAUUCUAAUAUCACUGUACCUGAAGUUAUGCGCAGCCGCGCUGCGUCUACCGGCAGCGUUUUAAGCGGCAGGAGAGAUUCCGCCGUUAAAGAAAACGAUGAUCAUAAUCGUACUAUGCUUUUUCAAGUAGGGCGGUUUGAUUUGAGAUUAAUUAGUCCGGACAGAAAGCAGGUCCUUUUGCACAAACAAUUAAAAGAUAUAGCCAGUUGUGCGCAAGGUAUGAAAAAUCCGGAUCAUUUUGGAUUUAUAUGCAAAGAACCAGAAUGCUUCAUCGGAUACGUCUUCAAAUGUCAAUCCGGAUCAGUCGCAGAUGAUCUUGUUGCAGCAAUUAGUCAAGCUUUUGUCACAACUUGCAACAUCACGAGAAAAGAAAAGUAUUCUGUAUUUUCUUGCGAUCAUUGCCCUAUGUAUUGGUACAAUAAACUAUGUCAAGAGAUCGAAGGACAAAAUGAUAAAAAAGUGCAAAGCAUUAUCUUAUCGCGUAUGGAAUUAUUACCGGAGGAUGAGCAGGAGAUUGUUGUGAGCAAAUAUAAGAGCGCCGAAGCUGCAGGUAACAUUGGUACAAGCUCCACGAGUCAAAAUCAAUUCCUAAUGCGACUGUUGCGUGCGCAUUGCGAAUUAAAACAAGCUAGACAUGUACACGAUACGGCUGAGAACAGGAGUGAAUUUCUCAAUCAAUAUCUAGGCGUCGGCGUUGGUAGCACAAUAUUUAUGAAGGCGAAACGUUCUCUUACGAAUAGCUUUGACAAUCUUAUGAAGAGAAAAGGUUCACGUGACGAUUUUGGUCUGGGACCACGGGAUUCGUAUCAUCUGAAUGCGGGGAUACAAAAAAAUGGUAGUCAAAGUCCAGAUAACUCGAGGCAAUCAUCUCUAUUGGACAUCUCGCCAGAAUCGAGUAGACCGAGAUCAUUGCGCGUCUCGCCUGAACAGCAAAUAGUUAUAAAUAACGGACCAAAGAGUUCUAUGAUGGACAUCUUUUUAAAAGUUGGUAACUCACCGAAAACAUCUCCUACGGAGACCGACGGAAACAACACAUUACAAGCCAAUAGUUCGUGGCGACAAACGAUACUAAACAGAGUCGUGACGCCAAGUAAAGAUCACAACGCCACAGAAAUUGAAAAAGUUAAUAUCAUCAAAAGUUUAGAAACGCCCAUUAAACGUAAAACGAAACAAGAAUUGCGAGACUUGUGGAAGAAAGCGAUUAAUCAACAACUAAUACUCAUAAGAAUGGAAAAAGAGAACGCAAAGCUUAAAGAACGUCAAGAAGAAGCAACGGUAAAAAGAAUUAAACUGGAAUAUGACGAGCUCAGUAGCUGUGCACGUGAAGUGGUAGAAGUUUGGGAUCUUCUUGUUAGCAAGGAAUCGCGAGUCUCUACUAAAUGUGAUAAUCAAAUGCUUUUACACGCUAUCAAACAAGGUGUACCGAAAGGGAAGCGAGGUGAGGUUUGGCAAUUUCUAGCCGAACAAUUCUGCUUAAAACAACCGCCUAUAGAUACUCAAGAUUUUCCAAAUUAUAAUACACCCUAUGAAUUGCUCUUGAAGCAACUCACAUCUCAGCAGCAUGCCAUUCUUAUUGAUCUGGGGAGAACGUUCCCGAGUCAUCCGUAUUUUAGCUCACCCUUGGGACCCGGUCAAUUAGCGCUCUUCAAUUUAUUGAAAGCUUAUUCCCUGUUAGAUCACGAAGUCGGUUAUUGCCAAGGUCUCAGUUUCGUCGCCGGGGUACUUCUAUUGCAUAUGGCAGAGGAUCAAGCCUUUUUCUUAUUACGACAUUUGAUGUUUCGUCGAGGACUUAGGAAAUUGUAUUUGCCAGAUAUGGCAGCAUUGCAAUUGCACUUGUAUCAGCUCUCAAGACUGUUACAUGACCGCUUACCAGCAAUUUACAAUCAUUUUGACAAACAUGAAGUUUCACCUACAUUAUAUGCUGCUCCGUGGUUGUUAACCUUGUUUGCUAGCCAAUUUCCUUUAGGUUUUGUGACUAGAGUUUUUGAUUUGCUUUUUCUGGAGAACUCUGAAGUCCUUUUCCGUGUAUCGGUUGCGCUAUUAGAAGAACAUCAAGACCAAUUGUUAUGCUGUGACAGUUUUGAAGAAAUUAUGGAAUAUCUCAAGACACGUGUGCCAGCAGUGGACAAACAAAGCUUGGAUCGCAUAAUGAAACGUGUAUUUUAUCCUGAUUUGGAGAUCUCAAAACAAUUGAAUGAAUACAGGGUGGAAUACCAAGUGCUUCAAGAAGAAAUGAUUUCAGUAAAGCCACAAAUGGAGAAUUUGGAGAAAUUUAAAUUACAGAACAAGCAACUCACGCAGGAAGUUACACAACUUAGCGAACAACUUGAGAUUACUAUGAGCAACUUGCAAAGGCUCGAAACGGCGCGCUCGAUGCAACAAGCGACUAUCCAUAGAUUCGAGUCUCAGAAUCGCAGUCUUGAAGUAACAGUAGCCACACUAGGCGCGUUUAUUCAGCAAUUAGUAGAUACACGUGCUGAUAUCGAAGUACCGGGCGAAGUUCGUCGGAUAAUUGCGCAACUGGGUAUGAUGGAGAAACGACGAAACGCAGGCAUCAAAUCGUAUCCUCUAAAAGUUAUAGAGGACAACAAAUACGGAAUGAUAAAAAGUAACUCGACUGGUAGAGAGUCUCAAAAUCUUUUCAGGAAUAAUAGCAUGGAUACAUCAUAUUCCUUAAAAUCGACUAUGAGCCAACCCAAUCUAGCGACAAAAUUAGAGAGAGUUUCUUCAUUUUUUUCGAAUUCGCACAAUCAUAUACAGAAGCAGCGCGCACAGUUAGCGGCUCUCAGAAACGAACACUUGGAACAAACAAUGAGAGGCAAUAAUGAUGAGAAUGAUCCCAAGACAGUAAACAUUGAUAUUCAAAUUACGGAUACUAUGAAUCUGGCGAACAAUCCGGCAUCGCAAAACGAGAACAAUUUAAAGAUUCCGGCUACCAAUUUGGAGAAAUCGAUAUCAUUACCGUUGAAACUUAAGUUGAAAUCAUCAAAGUCUGCGUACGAUUUAGGAUCCGUAAAGAAGGUUCCCACUAGCAAGCUCGAAAUUACAAGCAAUGAUUCAUUAACGAAUCUAACAGGAACUGUACAUCCACUCGACACUUGUAGCGACGUGAAUUUCCGAUAUGGUGGAACCACGAAACUAAAAUGCAUCAAACCUAUUAGAUUAUCUAGUCCAAGUUGUCAGGAAGAUUUUAGUAACGAAAAACAAACACCUGAUCAAAGGACUUCCGAUCCUUUAAAUAGAUAACAAUUACUUUCGAAUACAUCUUCAAAGAGUAUUUUAUCAAAGAGAAUCUUCAUAAAAAAUAUGUAUUUAAAACGAUAUUGGUAAGUAGAGAACAUAUAAUGUGAUCGCGUUUCUAUAUUUGACAACUCUGCGUUUUCGGAGAGAAAAAUUUCAAAAUAAGUGUAUAAUUUAUUUAAUUUGUUUAAUUAUGAAGAGAAACAAUGUUUUUUAAUUUAUAUUGAGAUCUGAUAUUAUUUUUUACAAUUUAUGAGAAUUAGCCAAAGUGUAUUUGAUAUUACAUUUGGAAAUAUUGUACGCAGAUAAAUAGUCGACAGAGAAUCCAUCGUUUGCAAGUAAAUACUUAAAACCAUACAUAAAAAUGCAUUAAGAAUGCAUUCAUAUCCAUAAAAUAAGAUAAAUAUCGAAAUAAGGUACUAAAGAUGAUGUGCGUAAUCAGUUUCAAAUUGCCAAAGAAAGUGCCAAACUUUCUCUGUGUUAGAAUAAACAUUUUAUAUAUAGAAAAAUAAAAACAAUUUUAAUUACAUAGUUAUAUAUACGUAUGUGGAUAUAAAUAUAUUGCAUACAUACGCGUAGAUGCAACUGUGUCAUUGAAAAAAAUAUAUAUAUUUAUGAAAGCCAUUAAUAUAUGGCUGCUAUGCACUGUAAGAUUCAAAGAAUUAUGUAAGUAUUACUAUUUUUGCACAAAACAAGCCUUGUGAUAUCAGGGAUAGUUAACAGUAUAUAUAUGUAUACUCGCUCUGUUCUUUAUAGUGAAGAAGUUUUACCAUCGUUAAUACGAAAAUAGCGUUAAUGACAUGUAACAUUCAUAUCAAAAAUGUUGUACACUAGCGAACAAUGUUAAUUAAUCAAUCCCCAUAAAAGAUAUUUAAAAUUGCUAACAUUGGACAGAUACUUAUGAAAUAGGGAUAUAUCCAUAAACAUGAUAAAAUUAUAUUUUGUAGUAUUCGAGUCUGUAAUAUUCUAUUAAUAGAUUAAUGAUUAUUAUUUGUAACUGUAGAUAAGUGUAUCAAUUUGUGACCAAGUAAUAGAAGUAUAUUCAUAUCAUAUGACAAAAAUAAAGGUAUUCUAUAUGUUCCAUUGUUUACUGCUAUCAUAAAUGUUAUUAGAAUAGAUUAUAUUUUGUAUUAGUAUUGACGUGAGCCAAGAAAUAUUUAAUAUAUAGAUUUUUAGAUUUUUUUUGUUGACUUGCUAAUCUUAUUACUUAUUACAAUGACAGAUUACAAUAAUAUCGAAUAUAUAAUAAAAAUGAGAUUGUUUUAUGAAGUACACAAUGUAUAAUAAUAAUAAUUAAACAAGCAGCA